Molecule: messenger RNA, 4547 nt
Organism: Malus domestica (apple)
Lineage: Eukaryota; Viridiplantae; Streptophyta; Magnoliopsida; Rosales; Rosaceae
Product: protein LONGIFOLIA 2
Biological process (GO): regulation of monopolar cell growth
Source: RefSeq, a predicted model, not a curated record
CACACACUCUCUCUCUAGAAGAAAAACCCCCUCUUUUAUUUUUCUUUUUAAUUUUUGCCAAGUCUCAAAUCUAACUCUAUCGCAAGUCCACAAGAUUUGUUUAACACAUUUGCCCAAUUUCCAUAAAACAACAAACCUUCCCAAUCUGCAAAGCUGUCUUUCCAUCUGUUUUUUUGUUUGUUCAAAAGAUGCUUCGUAAAAGCCACAAAGGCAGAGGAACAAGAAAAACAGUGCAGAAACGAAACAAAAGCAGCAGAAAAUGAAGCAUUAAGUAGGCGGAGCGGGGAGGCCGUCACGAGAGAGAAGAGACACCAGGGAGGGUGGAGGGGUGUCUUUCCAUCUGUAAUUUGAGGAAAAACAUCUCGUAUUUCUCUUGGAUCCACAAAAAGAUUCCUCCUUUGCACGUUUGCAUUGGUUUUAGUUUCUUUUAGGCAAUUGAAGGUGAAUGUUUUUUAUAACUCUGGAUGUUGUGUGCUCAUUGGCGUAAACUGGGUCCUCAGAGUCCUGAGUUUCUUUGGCCCUUUUGUGCUUCUUCCACAAGCCAUUGUCUGGUCUGUUCUGUGAGAUGAAACCCAAUAAGGUUUCUUUCCCUCACUGAUUGGAUCGGAUUGGAUUGGAUUUGGUUUUGUGGGUAUACCUUUUUUUUUCCAAUUUUUCUCUUGUAAAGCAUAUGAGAUUUUGGAAAAUUGAGGAAAACCCUGAAAGUAAAUUCAUGGUAGAAGUGGAAAUGUUGUGAAAGUUUGGAUCUUUAUUGAAAAGGACAUUUUUGUAUGGUGGGUUUUUUGGAAGAAGAUAAAAGUUAUCUUCUUUGGGCUGCAAGCAGUUGGAGAAAGUGAUUUUUAAAGAAGACUUGAUUUUGUGGUAACUUCGGUUGGGAAGCUGUGUUUGGAAUUGCACGAAUGAGGAAAGUUGAUUGAAAGGAGCCCCAUUGAGCUGCUGGGUUUGCAUUUUGUUGAGGAGGCUACUGCUUAAAUACGCGAUGGAAUAUUAUGGGGGAUGAAAUGCUGCAAUUCUCCGGCUUGAACAUAGAACAGUAGAUGUUUAGGAAGUGAGAGUAAUUAAUUGUCUUCACUUGGAGGAGGUGGGAAGAUGGCUGCAAAACUUCUGCAUUCCUUAGCUGAUGACAAUCCAGAUUUGCAGAAGCAAAUAGGAUGUAUGAAUGGGAUUCUUCAGCUUUUUGACCGGCAACAUGCUCUCACCGGUAGGCGGGUUAGCCACCACAAGAGGCUUCCUUCAGGGAAUUCCCAUUUCAGCAAUGGUGGCCUGGAAAGAGAGUAUAAUAAUGCAUACUAUCGUCAGACAGCACCUGAAUUGAAUUUGAACAAGAGUGAGAAUGAGACAAAAAGAAUCUCAGCAGAAUCGUCAAGAGCCUCUUUCUCAUCCGUUUGUUCUUCCUUGUCAUCUCUGGACUACAACAAAACAGCUCAACCUGGAACAUCUUCCUUUGACAGAAGCAUUUUUCCUGAAACUCCACCAAGGGACCUGACAAACCAAUCAUGUAUGUCCCCCAAACCAGGGAGGCAAUCCCUUGAUCUCCGGGACGUGGUGAAGGAUUCUAUGCAUAGGGAAAUUAGGGCACUAUCAGUUAAAACUACAACCAAAGAGGAAUCUGCAGGUCAUGCAGUGAAACAUAGAGACUCUCCAAGACCCUUACAGUUGUCCAAAUCAGUGGAAGGAUCAAUUGAAGUUGGGAUCAAUGGGAAGCAAAAUGUGCCUGCUGACCUCAGGGAGUCUCUUCGAGUUCUUGCUAAACUUCAAGAAGCACCGUGGAGUAAUGAUGACGCUAGAGAUCAUCCAAGAUCAUCAUAUGAAUUGAAAGAUAGUUCCUGGAACACACUUACGAAGGACGCUCCACGUUUUUCUUAUGACGGGAGAGAGAGAAAUCGUUUGUCUUUGGAUUCAAGAGAUGCCUUCAAAGCAACCCCAAAGCUAAAAGAGUUGCCAAGACAUUCGCUGGACGGUAGAGAAGGUUCAAUGCGGAGUUCCACAUCCGAUUCAAAAUCAUAUCAGCGUUCGAAAAGUUUUCAGAAUAGUGGAAACUCAAAUGACAGAGACCCUAAUCUACCUCAAUCAUCCGGAAGUCAUAAUCGACCUCCUAGUGUAGUGGCAAAGUUGAUGGGUUUGGAAGCCUUGCCAGAUUCUGCCUUGACUAGUGAUAGUCACUUGAUUAAAACCUGCCUGGUUAAAGAUAUUGAUCCUUUCUCAAAACCACUGAAGCUAAAUAAUCUGCAGAGGCCUAUGCCUAUGAGAAUUUCUUACACCACAAGAAAUUCUCUGAAAGAACCAUCAUCACCACGGUGGAAAAAUCCAGAUUUGGUUAUGAGGCCUAUUUCGAGUUCAAGGUUUCCAAUUGAGCCAGCCCCAUGGAAAAUGCAGGAUGGAAGUCAAGGUUCUCAGAAACCAUCUUCCAAACCUGUAAAAGUUCAAGCAAGGACCUCAGACUCCUUCCCUUCUGUUUAUAGUGAGAUUGAGAAGAGGUUGAAAGAUCUGGAAUUUAAACAAUCCGGGAAGGAUCUCAGAGCCCUUAAACAGAUACUCGAAGCAAUGCAAGCAAAAGGUCUUUUAGAGACCAAAAAAGAAGAACAAGCUUCAAACUUUGGAACUCAAAAAGACAGUGAAUCCAAAUGUACAAGUUCCAAUCUGAAUUCGAAAUCAACAAACCAGCGAAACACAAGCGACCAUGUUGUUGCUUCGACAACUAGAGGUGCUGCUUCCUCUGGGUCUUUUGAGUCCCCGAUUGUGAUCAUGAAACCUGCAAAACUUGUUGAAAAAUCUGGUAUUCCCACUUCAUCAUUAAUUUCAGUAGAUGGCCUCUCUGAUGCCCGUACUCUUCAGAGAAGGAGAAGUACAGAUAAUAAGACGGGUUCAACUAGCAGUCGGACAGUUAAAGAUCAGUAUCCCAAAAACAGUCGGAAGGAAUCUGCUGUAAGUUCUACUGACAAAAAAACAAGUGGCAGGAAUAUAAGAUCAAUACAAUCUCUGCCAAAGGAUACCGCUGGAUCAAGUUCAGUAAAGAGCUCAGGAUCUGUGAGUCCAAGACUACAACAGAAGAAACUUGAGUUGGCAAAGUCAUCUCGUCCACCUACCCCUCCAUCUGAUUCAAAAAAAUCCAGAAGGCAGUCCAGCAGGCAAUCGACAGAGUCAGGUUCGCCAGGCGGAAAACUCAGACCAAAAUCUUCCAACUUGCAGCAAGGUGAUGACCAGUUGAGUGAGAUAAGUAAUGAAUCUAGAAGUUUGAGUUUUGAAGGAGAUGACCUCGAUAUGGAAGUCACUAGUAUUGUACGAGCUGCUGAGAUAAAUGGCAGCCAGAGUCCAUGUUUGAGAGCUGCCGAGUAUUUGGCUUCUGGUUCAAUGCAGCAAAAAUCAAGUCCAAGGUUGGAAGAAUAUGGAUCUGUUGCUGAACUUGCUAUAGUUGGUCCAGAACAUCCUAGUCCUGUGUCUGUUCUUGAUAACUCAGCAUAUAGAGAUGACGCACCAUCACCCGUAAAGCAGAUGCCGAAUGCCCUCCAAGGCAAUAGUGCCGAAGAUUCCAAGCACAGCGAAGGUGAAGAUCAAUGGAACCCUGCAGAUAAGCUUGACAGCAUGGGAUCUGGUCUUACAUCAGAAAUCAAUCGCAUGAGAUUGAAGAACAUUGAAAACUUAGUUCAGAAGCUUAGUCGAUUGAAUUCUAAUCAUGAUGAAGCAAGAACAGACUAUAUUGCAUCUCUUUGCGAGAACACAAAUCCAGACCACAGAUACAUUUCUAAGAUAUUGUUAGAUUCAGGCCUCCUACUCAGAGACCUCGGCUCCAGCUUGACGACAUUUCAGCUCCAUCCCUCAGGCCAUCCCAUCAACCCCGAGUUAUUCUAUGUUUUGGAGCAAACCAAGGCAAGCAGUUUGCUGGCAAAAGAAGAAUGCGUCCCCGAAAAGGUAACCAUUCCGGUACAAGAGGGAGAGAAAUUUCAUCGGAAACUCAUAUUCGAUGCAGUCAAUGAAAUUCUUGUUGACAAGUUGAAUUUAGCCGGUAUCCCUCCUGUGCCAUGGUUGAAGCCUGACAAGCUCGCAAAGAAGACCCUCAACGCGCAAAAGCUUCUGAAGGAACUGUCUAGCGACAUAGAACAAUUGCAAGCCAAGAAGCCGGAGUGCAGCUUAGAGGACGAGGGUGAUGGUUUGAAAAACAUCUUGUGGGAGGAUGUGAUGCACCGGUCAGAAAGCUGGACAAUUUUCCAUGGUGACAUCUCCGGCGUAGUGUUAGAUGUCGAACGGUUGAUCUUCAAGGAUCUGGUUAAUGAAAUCGUUAUUGGUGAGGCAGCAGCAGCUUGCUCGCGAGCAAAGCCAUCGAGGCGGCGUCGGCAGCUGUUUGCUAAGUAGAGUGUCAUCUAAUCGGUCUCCUCCUUUCCAUUUUCCGUCGUGAUUUAAAUUUACAUUUUUUUUGUGAUAAGCAGCAUAAUAAAUUAUGUGUAAGAUCAUAAUGCUGGAUUUGUAAAGAAGUUAACUUGUAAAAGUCCUUGAAAAGAUGAACUUGUAUUUGAAAUCAAUGUAUAAGAUCCUUUUUCCUUCCCUCUCCA